CCUGCCAGCGGCGGCUGUUUGAGGAAGUUUGGAUCAACUUUGUACCUGCUGAAGAGGAGUAGCCCCUAAUGUCCGCUUAUCUGCUGCCACAGACUUGACCUCCAUCAUAAUGACGUCAACAUCAGAGCUGGAGCAACUGGCUGAAAUAGAGCUUCAGAAGGAGGAAGAGGAGGAGGAUGAGGAGGAUCAGAAGUGUGUCACAGACGGUCCAUCAGUUCCUCCCAGCAACAAUCUUAGUCCUGAUCCUUCUCACCCGUAUUACGAUGUGGCUCGACACGGCAUCAUCCAGGUCUCCGGUGACGACAAGUACGGCAGGAAGUUGAUCACCUUCAGCAGCUGCUGUUUACCUCCAUCACACCAGCUGGACCACCGCCGCCUGCUGGAGUAUCUGAAGUUCACGUUGGACCAGUAUGUAGAGAUGGACUACAUCCUGGUUUACUUCCAUCAUGGUCUGAGGAGCAGCAACAAGCCGUCUCUGAAAUGGUUACGAGAAGCUUACAGCGAGUUUGAUAGAAAAUAUAAGAAGAACAUGAAAACUCUGUACGUCGUUCAUCCGACAAACUUCAUCAGAAUCGUCUGGAACCUUUUCAAACCUCUGAUCAGUCACAAGUUUGGGAAGAAGCUGACGUACGUGAACUACCUGGCUGAACUCAAAGAACACCUGAACUACGAGCAGCUCAUCAUCCCUCCUGAUGUGCUCAGACACGAUGAGAAGUUACGAGCUGCUCAGAAAGGCGGACCCCCUCCCUCAGUGAAGACCCCCCCACCUCGACCCCCUCUGCCCACACAGCAGUUUGGAGUCAGUCUGCAGUACAUCAGAGAGAAGAACAGGGAGGCGCUGAUCCCACCUGUGAUCUCUCAGACUGUCACCUACCUGAAGGAGAAAGGUCUGAGGACUGAGGGGAUCUUCAGACGCUCGGCUCGAGUUCAGCUCAUCAAGGACGUUCAGAAACUCUAUAACCUGGGGAAACCAGUGAACUUUAAUGAGUUUGGAGACGUCCAUGUUCCUGCUGUGAUCCUGAAGACGUUUCUCAGGGAGCUGCCUGAGCCGCUGCUCACCUUCAGACUCUACAGCCAGGUCCAGGACCUCCUCAAUGUGGAGAGCAGUCUGCGGGUCAGCAGGUGUAAACAGAUGGUGGAAAGUCUUCCUGAACAUCAUUUCAUCGUAACAAAGUACCUGCUGAGUUUCCUCCACACGGUGUCUCAGGAGAGCAUCGUGAACAAGAUGAGUGCGUCUAAUCUGGCCUGUGUGUUUGGGGUGAACCUGGUUUGGCCUCGUCACGGUUCGAUCUCUCUGACCGCUCUGACGCCCAUCAACAUUUUCACAGAGAUCCUCAUCGAACAUUUCCACACCGUGUUCGGCUCCCGCUGCCCAGCUGCUCAGGUAAUACCCUGAACCUGCAGAUCAGCACAACACCUGGCUCCAGACGACACGCAUCCUGCGGAACUUUGUUUUUAUUUUAUUUUUUAAUACUACUUCUUCAUUUUUGCUGGUUAAUCGAAUUGCACAUCUCUUGGGUCUGAACCACAGACAUGAAAUAAGCAGUAAAUACUGACCAGCUGUGGAUAUUGAUCGUCCUCAGUGGAGGAUUCCUGAAGGUUCUGACGUUCCUCUGACCCCACCAUCUGGACAAAAUCUCAAUUUUUACGCAUGGAAAAAAAAUCUAAAAGUGGAAUUUCCCUGUGGAUUAACCUUCACUCUGCACACUCUGUUUUGGACACAGUUUUCCUCUAGCGCCACUGUCUGUCACUUUAGACACUAGUUUUAUAUCUACUGUAAGACAGUUUAGAUCUGUCGGCUUUAAUUCUUUUUCUACUGAAGUCUUGCUCCUCUCAGUAUUUAUAAUGUGGCCGAUGAGCAGGACCGAUUUAUCUGAUUUCCAAGAAUUUGCAUCAGUAACAUGAGAACAUUGAUUUGUUUGGUCGAAUAUCUGAGUGUGUGUGUGUGUGUCUGUCUGUCCACCUGCAGCUAAUCUCACGAACUACUAGACCAGUCAGCCUAAUAUUAUGUGUGCACAUUUAUGACUGUAUGUUCAAGGACCUCUUGAGUUUGUGGUGAUUCCCAGUUGUUGAAACACCUGUUUUGUUUACUGUUUCAUGCCGUCACUAACUACUGAGUCUUCACUGCUUUUAACCGGUCUGUACAGGAAACAGCUUUUCCUGAAAAUUAGCUCGGCUAAAAACAACAAGCCUUACCAUCUGUUGCUGGCGACAUUUUUGGCCUUUGUCACGGCUCAAAAACUGACAUCAUAGAAAUAAUUGGUCUUAUUUUGAUUUGGAGCAUCUGCAGAUUAAUGUCAUGCCGGAUAUGUUAUGGUCCACUAAAGUUAGGCACGAUACAAGAUGAGUGUCAGUUUUUUGAAGGGGCAGUUCCACCAGUUGCAGCUGCGGUUCGUUCAGGCUGCCCAAGCUUUGUUCUGUCCACUGCAUGGUGUCAUACCACAUCGGGAGCUUGUCAAAAUGCCUGAACCAUUUUGUAAACUACAUCCUACAGACAAAGUUAAAAGUCCAGUUAUGAACAAUAUGGAUCAGAUAUUUGUGGCUGUUUUAGUUUUUAAGAAAUACUUUCAUCCUCAUAAUUAUAUUGUAUCUAUAUUUCACAUACAGUGUCUGUUGUGUAGAGUAGCUGCAAUCAGCUGGGCCGGCCGUCUGACAAAGAUCUGCUCUCCACUUAGUGCACUUUCCUAGUUCAACUUUUAAUUCACGAGAUUAAUUAAAAUGAAACUUUUUUAUGUGGUUGUUUUAUCCAUAAACAGUCUCCACUGUGCUUUUAGAAAAUGUACCACAUCAUUGUUUCUCAAAGUGCAGCCUGCAGGCCAAUGGUAGCCCUCAAAAAAAAUCUGUGCGCCCCCUGUUUUAAUCAUCUGCGGCACAUCUCAGUACCUCAACCUCCAGUAGCUUACAUUUAAUACACUACUUGGCCCUCCUAACAAGCGUCUGCCAGCUUAGGGAUGACGACUUGUAGAAAGCGACUGGUUGCAGGCAACUUGUGGCAACUUGCGUGUGUCGCAGGGAUUAUUCUCUACUGUAAAUGCUGGUGCUGUUACCUAGCAACAACUAAGUUUAAUGUGAACGUGAGAGGAAAUAGAUAGUUUGUUUUAUUGUAUAUGUGCAACAAAUACAACCCUAAAUUGCCACUCAGUCAUCAGGACUGUGAGAGCCUCUGAUGUGGUACAAAAAUGAGUAGACAUGAAAGAAUGUAUUGUUUGUGCUUUGUUACACAUUGUUUUGCCUCCUCACUGGUGCCGUGAGUGUGUAUGACCUGGAAAAUACUGAAGCUGAGCGAAUGUAUGUUUAACUUUGUCAUGUAUGUGUCCAUGUAUGUCUUGUGCCAAGAGUGCUUUCCUUAUCAUAUCUGUGUGUUAAUAAACAUAUUUUCA
Molecule: messenger RNA, 3380 nt
Organism: Epinephelus moara (kelp grouper)
Lineage: Eukaryota; Metazoa; Chordata; Actinopteri; Perciformes; Serranidae
Product: rho GTPase-activating protein 8-like
Exons: 13
Coding region: 110-1396 (428 amino acids)
Biological process (GO): small GTPase-mediated signal transduction; negative regulation of endocytic recycling
Cellular component (GO): cytoplasm
Molecular function (GO): GTPase activator activity
Source: RefSeq, a predicted model, not a curated record